AAGUCAGGUCAUACAUUGCAUUAUACAUACAGACACACUCUCCUCCCUCAAUUUCACCUUCCUCCUUUUCACUGCCAUUUAUUAGAUUCCUCUCUCAAUGGACUUUUCUUUUCUCAAUUGGAUUGUACAGAUUCCCAGCUAAGAGAUCUCCAUAGAAACAAAGAAAAUUCCUGUUUAUUUCCGAGUGAUUGAUUUUUUUUUUGGCUGUUUUUUGAUUUUCUUUGGACUGUUUGACACAAACUCUUCUGGGUUUCUUGGCUUUUGCUCUCUUUUGUGAAUUCUCUUUCCGGGUUUGUUGCCAAAAGGCCUUCUAAGUUCUAACCCAGAAGUAUGCUAUAAGAGGCUUCAAGAUAACCAUAGUAUUUCUCACAAAUUUUCUAUUUAUUUUUUGAUUUUCUCCUGUAGCCUCUUUGGAUAUAAAUUAGUUUUUCUUCCUUUUUGUUGUGAAUUUCUUCGGAUUUUUACCUUUUCACGAUAAGGAAAAGAGAGAAAGAUGGGCAAGCAAGGGCCUUGCUAUCACUGUGGAGUUACCAGCACCCCUCUCUGGCGCAAUGGGCCUCCUGACAAGCCAGUAUUGUGCAAUGCAUGUGGAUCUCGAUGGCGGACAAAGGGAACUCUUGCAAACUAUACUCCACUUCAUGCUCGUGCCGACCCUGAUGAUUAUGAGGAUCAUAGGGUGUCUAGAAUGAAGAGCAUAUCUAUAAAUAAGAACAAAGAACUGAAACUUCUAAAACGAAAGCUAAAUCCUGAUAGCAUCAUAAAUGGAGGGUUUGCCCCUGACUACAGCCAGGGUUUCCGGAAGGUUGUAGAUGAAGAUACUGGUAAUGGAUCAAGUUCUGGUUCAGCGAUAUCUAACUCUGAAAGCUGUGCUCAAUUUGGCAGUGGGGAUGCUAGUGAUUUGACAGGUCCAGCUCAGUCAGUUGUGUGGGACUCCACAGUUCCCUCUAGGAAGAGGACCUGUUUCAAUCGUCCAAAGCCUUCUCCUGUUGAGAAACUUACAAGGGACUUGUAUACUAUUUUGCAUGAGCAACAGUCUUCAUACUUCUCUGGAUCUUCUGAAGAGGAUUUGCUUUUUGAGAGCGAAACACCAAUGGUUUCGGUUGAGAUAGGACAUGGAAGCGUUCUCAUUAGACAUCCUAGCUCAAUAGCUAAAGAUGAGGAAUCUGAAGCAAGUUCUCUGUCAGUUGAAAACAGACAAUACUCGUCAAAUGAGGCAUAUUCACGUUCUGUUACCCUUCCUAUAGAUAAUGUGAAUACGAGUGUCAACGCAUCAAGUUAUGUGAUUGAAAAGGCUAAGCAAGCUAUGGGACAAGGGAUGCAACUACAGCAACCGAAAAGGGACAAGAUUCAGCAAGAGAAACAACAACUUUUGGGAAGUCGUAGUUCACCACUGUGUAAUAUAGAUUUCAAUGAUAUUCUUAACUUCGAGGAGUUCGCAAAAAACUUGUCAAGUGAGGAGCAGCAGCAGUUAUUUAAAUAUUUACCUUCACCUGAUACCGCCAAAGUCCCUGAUAGCCUUGGAAACAUGUUCGAUAGUCCUCAAUUCAAAGAGAACUUGUCUUCCUUUCAGCAACUACUGGCAGAAGGAGUGUUUGAUAUCUCCUUUUCAGGUGUAAAGACUGAAGACUGUAAGACUUUGAAAAGGCUUGCGUUAUUCAAUUUAACGAAAUACAAAUGGGUGGAACAUUAUCAUCAGCUGAAGAAACUUAAGAAUUGCCCUGGAAAACUUGUUGGAACAGGUCCAAAUGGCAUAGCAUGGCAUAGUUCAGUUAUCGUCAAGAGAUCACGUGACAGUCAAAAUUAUAAAAUUCCAGAAGCAAAGGGUGUGAUGAGGAGCCCUAAAAGGGUUAUCACGAAAGCGUCCUAUGAAAGCAAAGAACCCAUAGACAAUGAUGGCUCUUGCUUUAGUCCAAGAAGCCUAUUUGCAUUGCCUCCUGAGAGUAGCUCUCUUAUGCUGGACUCUCUCCAUUUUGUCGAUGAAAGCCCUGAUCAGGAUCUGCUGCUGGAUGUGCCCUCUAACAGCUCAUUCCCACAGGCAGAGCUCCUUAAUCCAACUAUGAGUUUUGGCCAACAGGCGAGCACUAGCAGUAGCAGUAUAUACCCACAUCUUGUUCGUCCCUAGCGAUGUUUUUAAAAUGAUACCUGGUAAGUUGGCCUAAUAAUAGAUGCAGUUCUGCUGGAUGUUAUGACAGGGGCAACUUGUUUUGCAUAUCAAGUCCAUAAAAGCUUGUGAAUGAGGUUUGAUGGUUGCUUUUUAAUUCCCCCCAAUCUUCUCAAACACUUUAAUGCUUCAAGAGAUGAAUUCGGGUGGAUUUUUUUUUUUUUUUUUUUUUUUGUAUAGGUUGACAACAGGAUGUAAUAUAUUGCUCAAAACUCAAAAGUGCAAAAGAGGUGGUAAUAUUCUGAGUUAUGGAUGCAA
This is a messenger RNA of Tripterygium wilfordii, 2419 nucleotides long. RefSeq names its product GATA transcription factor 26-like. The transcript has 8 exons. The record is from RefSeq and is a predicted model, not a curated record. Bases 494 to 2122 code for a protein of 542 amino acids. NCBI's taxonomy places the organism in Eukaryota, Viridiplantae, Streptophyta, Magnoliopsida, Celastrales, Celastraceae. Gene Ontology annotation, molecular function: sequence-specific DNA binding; zinc ion binding. Gene Ontology annotation, biological process: regulation of DNA-templated transcription.